Penicillium coprophilum is the source of this 291-nucleotide messenger RNA. RefSeq lists its product as uncharacterized. Bases 1 to 291 code for a protein of 96 amino acids. NCBI's taxonomy places the organism in Eukaryota, Fungi, Ascomycota, Eurotiomycetes, Eurotiales, Aspergillaceae. The transcript has a single exon. The record is from RefSeq and is a predicted model, not a curated record.
AUGGCGUAUUCGCAAGGAAAGUCAAAUGACGCGCAUGCGGCGGGUCCCGAGGUCGUCUCCGAACUUCGGGGCGCAAGCUCGGCAAGUGCGGGCCGAAGUGCGGACCGCGCUCUCGGCCCGCACUAUUCCAUGUUUUCAUUUCCACUAGCGCGUACAAGCGAUGAGAUGAUCGCCUAUUUGGAGAUUAUGGAGGCCUUGAUCCGUCUCAUAUUCAUGCCUUAUAUGCGGGUGCCGAUCUUUCCCAUGAAGGUACACUCUAAAUUACCGGAGCCAAAUACGAUCACGUGGUAG